ACCCCGGUCCCGGGUAAGUACGUGCGCAUGCGUUGAUAUCUGAAUAUCCAAAAUUUCGACGGGUUUCUGUUCGGCUUCCUUUAUUUUGUCCUAAUUUCAACCAAGGCUUUGACAAAGGUAACAGAAUGUCAAGCUGUGAGAAAGAGGUGCUUCGGAUAGGGAAACAAAUUGACAAAAUUGUCACAAAAGGCUCGGAAUCUGAAGAUUCCUUGCAGUUACUGAAAGAACUCAGAUCCUUGAACAACACAAUCACUUUGGAGGUUCUUCAGAAAACUCGCAUUGGGAUGGCAGUGAACAACCUGAGAAAACAGAGUGAUCAGGAGGAGAUCAUAAAUCUAGCAAAGGUACUCAUCAAAGGCUGGAAAAAGCUCCUUCCUCAGCAAGGUGGUAGCACGCCCUCGACCAACAAGUCCAAAGAGAAAACAUCAAACGGUGACUCAGGCAAUUCAUCGGACCAAGGCAGAGGGGAGGGUGACAGCUCAAAGACGAUAAACAGGCAGUCUUCAGCUUCAUCUUCCAGUUCGUUCUCCUCCUCGGGCCUAGAUGUCGUCAGGGAACGUUGCAAGCAGAUGCUGGUUAAUGCUCUCAAAGUAGCAAUACCUGAUUUAGAUGACGGGGAAGAAUUACAAGACCCAGAAGAGCUAGCUGGCAUCAUUGAAGAUUGUAUCUACACUGAAUUCGGUAAUUCGGAUUUGAGAUAUAAGAAUAGGGUGAGGAGUAGGGUUUCCAACCUCCAAGACAGCAAGAACCCAGACCUCCGUAGGAUGGUCCUCAGAGGAACCAUCCCUGCAGAGAAGAUCGCUUCCAUGGCUGCUGAGGAGAUGGCAAGUGAGGCCAUGAAGCAGAUGAGACAGAAGUUUACCAAAGAAGCCAUCAAUGACCACCAGCUUGCUCACACUGAAGGCACCCGUUCUGCCCUGCUCACAUGUGGCAAAUGCAGAAAGAAGAACUGCACUUAUAACCAGAUGCAGACAAGGAGUGCUGAUGAACCUAUGACGACCUUUGUAUUCUGUAAUGAUUGUGGACACAGAUGGAAGUUCUGCUGAUGUCAACCAAUCCGUCUGUUGUAGAUAUUGUUUCAUAUGAAUACCACUCUCUUGUACAUACUCCCGCACCUGGAAACCACGGCAGCAAAGAAAGAACCAUAUCCAAUGUAUUGACUCUACCCACUGUUCUCACCCUUGAUGCGAAUCCUUGGGGACUAGAAUAUGCCAAGGCUAAAUUCCCCUUGACAAGUGUACUGACGAUCAUAUUAAAUAUAUGUCAAUCCGUACUUUCAACCUGAAAAGCACCCCAGAGAUUCUUGAAGACCAUAUUAAAAUAUGGUCUUACUCAGUUUGGACCAAGACUGUACCAGCAUUUUCGCCAGUGCACAUCACUAUUGUUACCGGUACCAAGCAUGUAGGACUUUGAAUAGAACAUGUCAAGAAUACAUUCUCCCUGACGAGGGUACUGACAAUGGUAAUACUUUUUUCAAUCCAUACUUGGAAAGCACCCCCAGCAAUGACCAGUUUUGUAUGCAGGCCCACCAAACACUGGAUUGUGUGACUCUCCUAUACACACAGGGCCUUUAGUUAACAUUCUAAUCCGAGGAAUGGAGUGUUUUCCCCUGAACCUGAACCUGCAGCGAGAACAGAGGAGAGGGUCGCGCUAACCCACAUUGAGACAGCAAUCAUUUUCACAUUUUAGUCUGCUCAGCUCAGCACAGGAUUCAAACUCACGCUCAUGAUGAAAGCAUGAUGUGAGCAAGAUGACGAUCCAAUUGCACCACACUGCUUCCUUCUAAAGAAUUUUUUUUCAAUGGUCUUUUUAUUUCAAGGGUCUAAAUUGGCAAGUGCAUGAAUGGCUAUGCUGUGGCUCUUAUGCAAGAGAUAAUUAUAAUUAUUCAGUAUCUCUUAGAUUCAUGAGUAAAGUCUGUUACUGUAUUCUGAUAUCUGUUGUUUUUUUUCCUUUUGUAGGUCUCUUAAAAACAGUUUAGAGUUAGAAAGAGUCUCCCAAAUUAAAAUGUUAAAAUAAUUCAGGAAAAGCUCUUACCAGUAGGUAGCUACAUGUAUGGGUCUGUUCUAUCACAUGACACCAAAUUAUCUGAUGAUAUUUUAUGCUCGAGGGAGCAACCGCUAUAUGACUUGUGUUCGCAAAGUGUGGAGUUGUCACUUUUUCCAACUUAUUUUUGAGUUGCACUUAGAUCCCAUGUGUUAGCUUUAAAUGGAAGUCUUGACAAUUUUGUAUCAGUGGUUAGAUGCUAGACCAUCCGGGCUCUUGUUUGUUUGUUCAAUUGGUUCAUGACUUUCUUGACUUAUUUAUGAAGUUAUUAGUUUAGGUUCAAAUGUCAUUCUGUUGAAUCACCUAUAUUUUGCAAGUUUGUCUGUAAAUGUGGCUGUAAAUUCAGGUGCCACUAAAAUCAGAAAACUGUUGUUGUAACCAUGACAAUUUCUUUAAGUUUAUGAAUGGUGUUGAUUCACAGGUUUCACGCUGUAAAUCAACCAAAAUUAUUGGACAUUCUCGCCUCUCUUUCAAGAGAAUAAAAAUCAUGUAUAUGAUUACCUUUGUUUGAUCAAGUUCAAUAUUACUAGCAUAUUGCUUUACCUUCAUACAACACGUCACUCCACUGCUGCAGAUUGAGCUUGCAGUAUUAUUUCAAUAUUGCACCCUGACCAUGAUCUUCUCAUAAUAUUCAAUCCUGCACAUGGCAAGGGCAAUCAUUCACAAGCAGUGCCGCCUGCUGGCUUCAAUCGCUUGUUCCCACAGUAAAUUUCACUGCAAACAUGUAUUUCAUAGAAUGUGUAUGUGUAAUAGUAAUAUUGGCUUUCUUUUGUGGUAUAUCAGAUACUUUUUAUUCACCUAGCAUGAAUAUUACGAUUGUCUGUGACUCGUGAUAUAUUCACGAGCUGAAUGCAGUAUAACUGAUAUUUCACUCAAGGGCAGCCGAUAUGAAACAAUUGCAACACCAAAACUUGCUGUGAAAGCCAUCAUCUGUCAACACUCAAAACAGUCUGCAAAAUGUUCAUGUUGCUAAUGUUUCUGGUUUUACAUGAAUCGUGUAGUAUUUUUGAAAAAUGUAUAUAAUACAAAAUGUAAUAUUCCAUCCAAGUUCAGUUUAUUUCAUUUAGUGUUUGUUUGAAGUAUUCCCUUGCUUGUCCAAAUUUGUAUAGAUUUUGUUGCCAUUUUGUGUAGGUAUCACUAUACAUGUAUAAUAUAAUGAUAUUAGUUGCAAGCAGUAAUAAUCAGCUCAUGUAACUUAAUUUCUGUUUUUGUUUCAUUUUCAUUAAAACUCAUGUUUAUGUUUAUAAAAUGCAAACAGUAGUAAAUGAUUGAUUUUCUUGCUCUUCCUAUGAAAUAAAUGUGUCAUUUACCAUGAAGUUGCAAUUACUCUCAAUUAUAAGGUAACAUCAAUAUGGAGAACUUUCAACUUGUAUUUCGCAUCAAUUUUUAGGCCAAAACAGUAUCACCCAUUCAAUGCCAUGUGGUUUUAUCGAUUGAAUACACAUUGAUGACAUGAAUUCAUGAUAUUAAAAUUAUCAGUUGUUUAAAAAUGUA
This is a messenger RNA of Strongylocentrotus purpuratus (purple sea urchin), 3537 nucleotides long. RefSeq names its product transcription elongation factor S-II. NCBI's taxonomy places the organism in Eukaryota, Metazoa, Echinodermata, Echinoidea, Camarodonta, Strongylocentrotidae. The transcript has 9 exons. The record is from RefSeq and is a predicted model, not a curated record. Gene Ontology annotation, molecular function: zinc ion binding; nucleic acid binding. The coding region runs from base 126 to 1046 and encodes 306 amino acids. Gene Ontology annotation, biological process: transcription elongation by RNA polymerase II; DNA-templated transcription. Gene Ontology annotation, cellular component: nucleus.